Heterocephalus glaber (naked mole-rat) is the source of this 6880-nucleotide messenger RNA. It is a transcript of the gene Prrc2a, whose product is annotated as proline rich coiled-coil 2A. Lineage: Eukaryota; Metazoa; Chordata; Mammalia; Rodentia; Bathyergidae. The record is from RefSeq and is a predicted model, not a curated record. Gene Ontology annotation, biological process: cell differentiation.
GGGGGGGCACUCCCGGGGGCGGCGGUUGCCCGGAUGGGCCGUUAGUCGGAGCCGAGCCGCGGAGUGAGCGAGGGAGACGGGAGGAGCCGAACCCGGCGCCAUCCGCCGCCAUCCGCCCCCGCCCCACCGCCAUCCCGCCCCAGGGAGCCACUAAGUCCCGGUCCCGGACCCCCGCGCACCCGGCCAGGCUCCGGCUCGUUUCGGGGGAGGUGCCUGCAGGACCCAACUUACUCAAUGAGCUUCCAGCGCAAUGUCCGAUCGCUCGGGGCCGACUGCCAAGGGGAAGGAUGGAAAGAAGUAUUCCUCGCUCAACCUGUUUGAUACGUAUAAGGGCAAGUCCUUAGAGAUCCAGAAACCCGCUGUUGCCCCUCGCCAUGGCCUGCAGAGUCUCGGGAAAGUUGCCAUUGCCCGGCGUAUGCCACCCCCAGCCAACCUUCCAAGCCUGAAAGCCGAGAACAAAGGCAAUGACCCCAAUGUCUCACUAGUCCCGAAAGACGGAACAGGAUGGGCAAGCAAACAGGAGCAGUCCGACCCCAAGAGUUCCGAUGUCUCAACCGCUCAGCCGCCGGAGUCGCAGCCACUGCCGGCUUCACAGACGCCUGCCUCCAACCAACUGAAACGACCCCCAGCAGCCCCCGAGAACACUCCUUCGGUUCCAAGCGGGGUAAAGUCCUGGGCGCAGGCCAGCGUCACCCAUGGAGCACACGGAGAUGGUGGAAGGGCAUCAAACCUACUGUCGCGAUUCUCUCGAGAGGAAUUUCCGACCCUGCAGGCGGCUGGCGACCAGGACAAGGCUGCCAAGGAAAAGGAGUCUGCCGAGCAGUCGUCUGGGCCCGGACCAAGCCUCCGCCCCCAAAGUGCAGAUUCUGCCACUUGGAGGGACGGAGGGGGCCGUGGCCCUGAUGAGCUGGAGGGCCCAGACUCCAAACUUCAUCACGGUCAUGAUCCCCGGGGGGCGCUGCAGCCUUCGGGCCCACCCCAGCUCCCUCCCUACCGCGGGAUGAUGCCGCCCUUCAUGUAUCCCCCAUACCUCCCGUUCCCUCCGCCCUAUGGACCCCAGGGGCCUUACAGAUACCCCACUCCUGAUGGGCCCAGCCGUUUCCCCCGUGUGGCAGGUCCUCGGGGCUCAGGGCCACCAAUCCGACUUGUAGAGCCUGUGGGUCGGCCUUCUAUUCUAAAAGAGGAUAACCUCAAAGAGUUUGACCAGUUGGACCAGGAGAAUGAUGAUGGCUGGGCAGGGGCCCACGAGGAGGUUGACUACACCGAGAAGCUCAAGUUCAGCGAUGAGGAAGAUGGGCGAGACUCUGAUGAGGAGGGAGCUGAGGGCCGCAAGGAGUCCCAACCAGCUGCUGGUGAGGAACGGCCCCCUGAAGCAGAUGGCAAAAAGGGCACCUCCCCUGCCAGCGAACCGGCCCCUCCCAAGACAGCCUGGGCAGAGACCUCUCGGCCUCCAGAAACAGAGCCGGGGCCUCCUGCUCCAAAGCCUCCCCCACCCCCACCUCACCGGGGCCCCGCCGCUGGGAACUGGGGCCCCCCUGGGGACUACCCAGAUCGCGCGGGGCCGCCUUCCAAGCCCCCUGCCCCCGAGGAUGAGGAUGAGGCCUGGCGGCAGCGGCGAAAACAAUCUUCUUCUGAGAUCUCCCUGGCGGUGGAGCGGGCCCGGAGACGGCGCGAGGAGGAGGAGCGUCGCAUGCAGGAGGAGCGCCGGGCGGCUUGUGCUGAGAAGCUCAAGCGUCUCGAUGAAAAGUUUGGGGCACCUGACAAGCGGCUCAAAGCAGAACCUGCUGCCCCGCCUGCUGCUGCUGCUGCUGCUGCUGUCCCCAGCUCCACUCCACCUCCUGCACCCCCCAAGGAGCUCCCCACACUGCCGGCACCUGCCUUGGCACCAGAGAAAGAGCCUGAAGAGCCAGCGCAGCCCCCUCCUGCCCAGGCCACCCCCAGUCCAGGUGUGGCUCCAGCUCCCACUCCGGUGAGCAGUGGUGGCACUACCAGUAACACCAGCAGUGGUGGCGUGGAGGCCAGCCCAGUGGAACCCCAGCUGCCUUCAAAAGGUCCUGAACCACCAGAAGAGGUUCCUCCACCUACCACACCCCCAGCCCCAAAAGUGGAACCCAAGAGUGAUGGGAUUGGCCCUGCCCGGCAGCCCCCCAGUCAGGGGUUAGGCUACCCCAAAUAUCAGAAGUCAUUGCCUCCUCGUUUCCAGCGGCAGCAGCAGGAACAGCUCCUGAAGCAGCAGCAGCAGCAGCAGUGGCAGCAGCACCAACAGGGCUCUGCCCCUCCUGCCCCACUGCCUCCGUCACCGCCGCAGCCCGUGACCCUGGGGCCUCCGCCGCCGCCACCGCCCAAGGCCCUGUACCCCGGUGCUCUGGGCCGGCCCCCACCCAUGGCUCCAAUGAACUUCGAUCCCCGCUGGAUGAUGAUCCCACCUUAUGUGGACCCCCGGCUGCUCCAGGGCCGGCCGCCUCUGGACUUCUACCCUCCUGGCGUGCAUACUUCUGGCCUUGUUCCCCGGGAGCGCUCAGACAGUGGGGGCUCCAGCUCAGAGCCGUUUGAGCGCCACGCACCCCCUCUCUUACGGGAAAGGGGAACCCCACCAGUGGAUCCAAAGUUGGCCUGGGUAGGGGACGUGUUCACCACCCCACCCACAGACCCGCGCCCACUUACCUCACCGCUGCGCCAGGCUGCUGACGAAGAAGAUAAGGGCUUACGGAGCGAGACCCCUCCAGGGCCUGCCCCCCCCCCCUAUCUGGCCAGUUACCCUGGCUUUCCAGAGAACGGAACCCCUGGGCCUCCCAUCUCUCGAUUCCCUCUGGAGGAGCCCGCUCCCUCGGGGCCCCGUCCACUCCCCUGGCCCCCAGGCAAUGAAGACGCUGCCAAAAUACAAGCUCCCCCGCCUAAGAAGGAGCCCCUCAAGGAGGAGACUGCGCAGCUGGCAGUGCCGGAAGCAGGCCGCAAGCCCACCCGGGGCCUUGGAGGCCAGGGCCCCGCCCCGCCGCGCAGAGAGAGCCGCACGGAGACGCGUUGGGGCCCUCGCCCGGGGGGCAGCCGCCGUGGGGUCCCUCCCGAGGAGCCGGGGGCCCCUCCCCGCCGGGCCGGGCCUAUCAAGAAACCAACGCCACCUGCAAAAGCUGAAGAGCUGCCUCCUCCACCCCUGGAGCAGGGGGACGAGACCCCAAAGGCUCCAAAGCCAGAUCCACUCAAGACGGCCAAGGGGAAGCUGGGGCCCAAGGAGACCCCACCCAGUGGGAACCUGUCCCCGGCACCGCGGCUUCGGAGGGACUAUUCUUACGAGAGAGUGGGCCCUGCCUCUUGCCGGGGUCGGGGCCGAGGAGAGUAUUUUGCCAGAGGGAGGGGAUUUCGGGGGACCUAUGGGGGGCGGGGCCGGGGAGCCCGAAGCCGAGAGUUCCGCAGUUACCGGGAGUUCCGUGGGGACGAUGGGCGUGCAGGGGCGACAGGGCCACCGGGCCACCCCUCUGCUCCCCGAGGCCGCACUGCCAGUGAGACCCGGAGCGAGGGCUCAGAGUACGAGGAAAUCCCCAAGCGGCGCCGGCAGCGAGGCUCAGAGACAGGCAGCGAGACGCACGAGAGCGACCUGGCCCCUUCAGACAAGGAGGCGCCCCCGCCCAAGGAGGCUGCGCUCAUCCCGGCCCCUCUCGGGGCCCUGCCAGGCGCGCCCCCCUCGCCGGCCCCAGCCCGCUUUCCCGCUGCCCGCGGCGGGCGCGUCUUCACUCCGAGAGGGGUGCCAUCGCGCCGGGGCAGGGGUGGCGGGCGGCCCCCUCCCGUCUGCCCGGGCUGGAGUCCUCCGGGCAAGUCCCUGGUUCCAAGGAAGCCUCCUGCGGGCCCUCUGCCCCUGAGUAAGGAGCCCGCGAAGGAGAGGCUGGUCCCAGGGCCUCUGUCUCCCCUGGCCCGUGGAGGGGCCAGCAUGGGUGUAGUAGAAGACGGGGAGCGGCCCCGCCGCAGGCGGCACGGUCGGGCCCAGCAGCAGGACAAGCCACCAAGGUUCCGCAGGCUGAAGCAGGAGCGGGAGAACGCUGCCCGGGGGACAGAGGGCAAGCCCUGUCCCCUGGCCCUGCUGGCCUCCCCGCCUGGAGCCGAGGAGCCUUUGGCCACAGUCACUGCACCACCCCCGCCUCGAAGGGCAGCUGCAAAGUCUCCUGAUCUGUCGAACCAGAACUCGGAUCAAGCAAACGAGGAGUGGGAGACUGCGUCGGAGAGCAGCGACUUUGCCAGUGAGCGCCGGGGUGACAAGGAGACUCCCUCGCCAGCACUUCUGACCCCAAAGGCUGUGGGGGCCCCUGGGGGCAGUGCAGGUGCUGCCGGAUCCACCCUUCCUACCGUGUCCCUUGGAGACCUGAGCCAGAGGGCCAAGGAUCUGAGCAAGCGGAGCUUCUCUAGCCAGAGGCCCAGCAUGGAUCGGCAGAACCGGCGUCCAGGCACGGGGGGCAAGGCCGGCAGCAGUGGAGGAGGUCCUGGGGGCAGGACCGGGCCCGGAAGAGACAAGAGGAGCUGGCCCUCACCCAAGAACCGAAGCCGUCCUCCAGAGGAGCGUCCGCCAGGCCUUCCCUUGCCUCCCCCACCACCCAGCAGUUCUGCCGUCUUCCGCCUGGACCAAGUUAUCCACAGCAACCCUGCGGGCAUCCAACAGGCCCUGGCCCAGCUGAGCAGCCGCCAGGGGAGCAUAGCAGCACCGGGGGGUCACUCAAGGCCUAAGCCUGGGCCGUCUCAGGCCCCUCAGGGCUCAGCCCCUCGGCCCCCAACCAGAUUCGACCCCCAGAGGGCUACUGGUGGCGGCAGUUCCGAGCCUCACUUGGAGGAGCCAGGGCCAGUGGUGAGGGAGGCAGGCGGGGCUCCCCAGGACUCUACUGGGGUUGCUGAGCCCUUCCCCCACAAACGGCGGGAACGGGAGCGGGAGCGACCUCGGAAACCAGAGCUGCCGCAGGAGGAGCCCCUGCCUGCUCCUCACGGCUCUGGCUUCUUGGGCUCAAAGCCCGAGGCCCUGGGCCCUCGGGCAGACUCCAGAGAGGCCGACGCUGAGGCCCUGACGCCUCGCCUCUGGGACCGGCUGCACACUGCCACCAGCCGGAAGAGUUACCGGCCCGGCUCCGUGGAGCCUUGGAUGGAGCCUCUGAGUCCGUUUGAGGAUGUGGCUGGCGCGGAGAUGAGUCAGUCUGACAGCGGGGUGGACCUGAGUGGGGACUCACAGGUGUCAUCAGGGCCCUGCAGCCAGCGAAGUUCCCCUGACGGAGGACUCAAGGGGCCAGCAGAGGGACCCCCCACACAGCCCGGAGGCCCCUCGCCCCUGAGUGCGGUCCCUGAAACCUCGGAUCCUCCCAGGAGACGGGUGCCCACGCCCCACGAUGGGGAAAGCAAGGAGCUGCCCAGGGAGCAGCCUCUGCCCCCCGGCCCCAUAGGCACAGAACGACCCCAGCAUGUGGACAGAGGACCAGAGCCAGGCCCCCUCCGGCCGUCCCAUCGACCUGGUCCUCCAGUCCAGUUCGGCACGAGCGACAAGGACUCGGACCUGCGCCUGGGGGUGGGAGACGACCUGAAAGCAGAGAAGGGGCUCACGGCGGCGUCAGUUCCCGAGGCCACCCUGCUGUCCCGAGAGUGGGAGCUGCCGCCCAGCGUGUCUGGCCCGGCUGAGCCACAGCCCAAGAACUUGGCUUCCGGGCACUGUGGCCCAGAGCCCAGCUCCUCAGGCCAGCGCCUGUACCCGGAGGUCCUCUACGGCAGCCCUGGGCCGCCCGGUUCUCAGGUCUCUGGGGGAGCCCUGGACUCCCAGUUACACCCCAACAAUGGAAGCUUCCGCCCUGGCACACCCUCGCUGCACCCUUACAGGUCCCAGCCCCUGUACCUCCCCCCCGGCCCAGCCCCUCCCUCAGCACUGCUCUCUGGGGUAGCUCUCAAGGGUCAGUUUCUGGACUUCUCAGUGCUGCAAGCGGCAGAGCUGGGGAAGUUGCCAGCUGGAGUUCUCUGCCCUCCGCCUUCCUUCCUCUACUCUCCUGCUUUCUGCCCUAGCCCUUUGCCGGACCCGCCCUUGCUUCAGGUACGCCAAGAUCUGCCAUCCCCUUCGGAUUUUUACUCUGCUCCUUUGCAGCCUGGUGGACAGAGCGGCUUCCUUUCUUCAGGGGCCCCGGCCCAGCAGAUGCUGCUGCCUGUGGUGGACUCACAGCUGCCUGUGGUGAACUUUGGCUCGCUGCCUCCUGCGCCGCCCCCUGCGCCGCCUCCCCUUUCCCUGCUACCCAUGGGGCCUGCUCUGCAGCCUCCCAGCCUGGCUGUGCGGCCCCCACCUGCUCCUGCCGCUCGGGUGCUGCCUUCACCUGCCAGGCCCUUCCCCCCAAGCUUGGGGCGAGCGGAGGAAUUCUUUCCUUUAGCUGCACCCAGUAGAACUAAAGCCGUUCCAGGAUUACAGAAAGCUGAGCAGCAGCCUUGGGGGAUCUGGGUCAUCGCGUGCUCCCCCGGCUGGAAGGUCCUUCCCUGCUCUCAGUUCCCGUCUCAAGGCCCCGCCUGCCACCUACAGCGGGGUAUUCCGUGCUCAGCGCAUCGAGCUCUACCAGCAGGCCUCCCCUCCGGACGCCCUGCGCUGGAUGCCGAAGCCUUGGGAGCGCACAGGCCCACCCUGUCGAGAGGGGCCUCCCCGGAGGGCAGAGGAGCCUGGGCCCCGAGGGGACAAGGAGCCUGGAUUGCCCCCGCCCCGCUGAGGGAGGCCCCGGCCCCGCCCCACCCCGGGCUUGUAUAUAGAUUAUAAAUAUAUAAGGGGAAAAGGGCGGGCGGGGAGGGGCAGUGGGGCUGGAGCCUCAUUUUCCCUCCUUCCCCCUCUCCGUCUCCUAUCCCUGGGGCCGUUUGUUAAAAAAGAGUAAUAAAAUAAUUUAAAAAAAUA